CGAUAACAGCGGCAGGCUGACUCCUGGAAUUCCUAGAAAUAUUAAAUAAAUAUUUAAUUUAUACGCAUUUACAAGGAAUGAGUUUAGGCGACUGUAUAAAUAACUUUAUAUAUUUGACGGGUAGCGAGGAUUACGCCCUUAAUUUGGCAAAGCUAUGCGAACGCUUUGCCUUAAAGGAAAAGCGCGUUUUAUUGAUCACCAGUCGCCAGCAGGGUAUGGCGAAGCGUUAUCCAUGGGAUACGCAGAACUGCAGCAAAUAUCUGACCAUUUUGCAACUGGUGGACGUUGAGAGCACCCCAUUGCGUAUGCUGGAGAUGCAGAAUAAUGCCGAGUCUUUUCGGAUUCCCGAUCUGAUUGUAUUUGAUCUGCAAUCUCUGGUUUUGGAUGCCUUGUUGCGUCCUGUUAUGCAGCAAUGCUCCACGGAUAAAAUGGUACGACACAUUGCCAAAUGCUCGGCAUCCUUUGUCAAUUAUCGCGAAAUCCUGACCAAUUUGGAGCUCCAGAAGGAGGGUAAACCCAUCGAUACCAUUGUGGUCAUGUCACAGGAACCGUAUCCCAUGUCACCAGCCCAGUUUAAGCUGCUCAUCGGUUUGUAUUUCCAUGGCAACGAGUGUCACACGAAUUUCGGCAAACUCUCAGCCAGAAUUCUGGUAUCCCAGGGAUUUGCCUAGCUCAAAAGCACAGGAGUUCUUGGGACCAACACAGUGCCUUAUAGAGCUGCCCUUUGGGGUCUCCUGUUUUUGAUCGAGACCCUUUAUAUUCUCUCAACCUAACUGACAGUAAGAUGAUUUUUGGUCUCUAUACCUAAAUAGUUAUAUACUCAAGUAAUUUAAGUUAAUAAGUUAAUUAAUAUCAGUUUUUGAAGGAUAAACUAAAGGCCAGACGAAGAUAUUAGAAGGAACUCUCAAAAGUAUAUUCGAAUAUUUUGGUUAUUUAUGUAAAAACAAUUUAAAAGUUAUAUAGAAUCCUUCCCAAGAAAAAGGAAAACCAUAUGGAAUUUGUUGUUAGGCUAAAGAAUAGUCGAAUAUUUAAGUUACCCAUGGAUUAAGAAAAGUUUGUAGAAAGUUUAAAGAUUUUGCACCCUUUAUUAUAUGAAAAUAUAAUACUGCAGGAGUGCAAAUCCUUUGAAGGAACUUUAGAAAUACAAAAAGAUGGAAAAUAUUUCCCAUACAUGGCAUCCAUGCAAAAUGUUAUACAAAAAUUAAGCAAUCGAAUGCUCGAUCAAAUAUAAGACUUUAUUUUUAGGUAUACUAUUUAUUCUAAAAGGGAUUACAACUACCAAAAAAAAAAAUGCAGAUAAUAUUUAAACAUUAUAAUAUACAUACAUACAUAUAACAAAUCUCAAUUUAAGCAAAUUUGAGUAAAAUAAAAAAAAAUUUGGAAUACAGAAA
This is a messenger RNA of Drosophila eugracilis, 1391 nucleotides long. RefSeq lists its product as uncharacterized. The transcript has 2 exons. The record is from RefSeq and is a predicted model, not a curated record. Lineage: Eukaryota; Metazoa; Arthropoda; Insecta; Diptera; Drosophilidae. Bases 78 to 671 code for a protein of 197 amino acids.